Tachysurus fulvidraco (yellow catfish) is the source of this 2695-nucleotide messenger RNA. RefSeq names its product dual specificity phosphatase 4 (gene dusp4). The coding region runs from base 153 to 1244 and encodes 363 amino acids. Gene Ontology annotation, cellular component: cytoplasm; nucleus. Gene Ontology annotation, biological process: negative regulation of MAPK cascade; protein dephosphorylation; endoderm formation. Gene Ontology annotation, molecular function: protein tyrosine/threonine phosphatase activity; MAP kinase tyrosine/serine/threonine phosphatase activity. NCBI's taxonomy places the organism in Eukaryota, Metazoa, Chordata, Actinopteri, Siluriformes, Bagridae. The record is from RefSeq and is a predicted model, not a curated record. The transcript is spliced from 4 exons.
AAUGCUCUCGGGAGGAUAAGUGCGCAGAGGAGGCUGUGAACAAGAAACUCGGGUUUUCCUUAACUGAUUGUAUUUCUAAAAGAGUAGAGGGGAAAUAAACAAAGGACAUCCGUCCACGCUAUCGAUAUCACCACCACGACAACGCGGUUAGGAUGGAACAGCUGAGCGAGAUGGAGUGCGGAGUUCUGAAGCGGCUGCUGAAGGAGGACGGAACGGCGCGGUGCCUGGUGUUGGACUGUCGCUCCUUCCUGGCGUUCAGCGCCUGCCACAUACGGAGCGCGGUGAACGUCCGCUGCAACACGAUAGUGCGCCGGAGAGCGAAGGGCUCCGUGUCUCUGGACCAGAUCCUGGCUGGGGAUGAAGAGGCGAAGUGCAGACUGAUCUCAGGCCUGUAUUCUGCCGUCAUCCUUUACGACGAGCGCACACCGGAUGCGGCCACUCUCAAAGAGGACAGCACCAUCGCGCUGGUGUUUAACGCACUGGGCAGGGACACCUUUAACACAGAGGUCUAUCUCCUCAAAGGAGGCUACGACAGAUUCUUCUCUCUAUAUCCAGACUACUGUUUAAAGAGUAAAUCUCUGCCGACGCUCGCAGCUCAGAGCAGCACUGAGACGAGCUGCAUCUCCUGCACAACUCCACAACACGACCAGGGUGGACCAGUGGAGAUCCUUCCCUUCCUGUUUCUCGGCAGUGCCUUUCAUGCAUCCAAAAAAGACAUGUUGGAUGGCAUGGGCAUCUCUGCCCUGCUGAAUGUGUCUUCAAAUUGUCCCAACCACUUUGAAGGCGUUUACCAGUAUAAGUGCAUCCCAGUGGAGGACAACCACAAGGAGGACAUCAGCUCCUGGUUCACCGAAGCCAUUGACUUCAUAGACUCUGUGAAAGACUCCAACGGUCGUGUCCUUGUUCACUGUCAAGCAGGUAUUUCACGGUCAGCCACAAUUUGUCUGGCAUACCUGAUGAAGAAGAAACGUGUGUGCCUGGAUGAGGCUUUUGAGUUUGUCAAGCAGCGGCGCAGCAUCAUCUCACCCAACUUCAGCUUCAUGGGUCAGCUGCUACAGUUUGAGUCACAGGUGCUGGCCACAUCAUGCUCAGUGGAGGCAGCCAGCCCAUCAGCCACUCUAGGCCCCAAGUCUUCCCCAUCAACAAGCUCGCCCUUUAUCUUCAGCUUCCCUAUGGGGCCACACGGGCAGCCCAGUAGCCUCUCAUACUUGCAGAGCCCUAUUACCACCUCACCUAGCUGCUGAUAAAAUGCUUGGCCAUGAAUGGCAAAACAUUUCGGACUGGUAAAAACAGGCUCACUAAUGAAGGAUACUAGCAUGGACAUUAAAUCUAAGGGAAUUCUUGGAAUCACCACCAAUUUUCACCCAAACAACCAGAAGUUUGAUUGGUGGCUGGUUAGCUGGAAGUGGGACAAGAAUAUAAGAAGAAUGAACUUUAUGGGCAACGCAUCUCGGGUUCUUCCAAAGCGCUGCUGUGUGGUUUGAUUGAAUGAUGUGGGGGUAGAGACCCUUCCUCACGAUCUGACAGAGCAGUAGGCCCUUCAUCUGUGGCAGGUACUGCAGAUUGUGUCCAGGUCUGCUGACUUCAUCAUCCUCCUUCUUUUCUGAAACAAAAUGACUGAACCUGCUUGUGGUCAGGUGGUUCCUGCAGCAUUUCUCAUUUGUUUUUGCUGUAUUUUAGUUUUUUUUUUUUUUUUGUGGUCAGUGCCUUGUACAAAGAAGGUACAGGACACAGAAGGGUCUGUCUUCACAGUCACAUACUGCACAUCUCCUUCCCAGUGGGAUCAGAUAUUUGAAGGUAGAAGGACAGGCAACUCUUGACUAAAACGUUUUAACUUGCAAUACGUCUCCGUCCCUCCACCGAAACAGAGCAAUAACAUCUCCCUGCCUCUUCCCAGUUGCCACCAAAACACUGUUGUGUUUCAGAUGUCUGACACGGUACAAUCUUGCUCUUGGUGUCUUGUAUUCGGUCUCUAAUCAUUUGUACAGUAGCAGGCUCAGGCGUUAUUUCUGCUGUAUGAGUCGCAGAUGAAAGGAUGUUAAAUUCUCUGGAUUAGAAUGUUUUCAUUUUUUUUUCUAGCAUUUUGGUACAAAUGUGUUUUGUGAAGGGUACACACAUUUCCCUAGGUCACUUUUAUGGGUCUAACCACUGUAACCUUUAUUUCUUUUGUAAAUGUGGUUCCGUUGGUGGCUACAACUCCUGCUGCUGUGUGAUUACAUUGGAUAAAUACAUAAGAGUAAAGCUAGUAAAGCUUGCAGUCUUCUGAAUGUUUAUGUUAAGACACAACUCAGUAAGAGUCUCCCACCUUUGAAUUCUUCAGCUUGCCUUGAAGAGCAGAGUUCAUCUCAAUGUUGAACCGGGGGUUUAAUCAUUCCACUGAAUAACGUGGGCACCUUUUUUUAAUGAGCACUUUUAAGUGAUGCAAUAUACUGAGGUUUUGUUUUGCACAUGGCCGGAGUAGACACAACAGCUGAAUACUGUGUUUGUUACACCCGUUAGAGCUUUACUUUGUGUCCAUGUAAAUUCCAUGGUCUGUCAUCCAAAUCACUAAAGAAUGCAAUACUUUUUACUGUAUCUGUCAACUGAGAUGUUUAGACUGCCAGUGGCAAUAUCGGUCAGUUCGAUUUUUAAAGCAAUUUGUUGUGUAUUUUAUUUAUUCCUUGACUUCCACUGUCAAAUAAACAACGUUCUUUAA